This is a messenger RNA of Parasteatoda tepidariorum (common house spider), 3355 nucleotides long. RefSeq lists its product as uncharacterized. The record is from RefSeq and is a predicted model, not a curated record. NCBI's taxonomy places the organism in Eukaryota, Metazoa, Arthropoda, Arachnida, Araneae, Theridiidae.
UUGAUUUAUCAAUGUAUCAUUAAAGAAUGUUAUAAUUUGAUAUCAUAAAUAUUUCUACAUUGAAUGAUAAUAAUGAAUGCAUCAUUCCUCACCUGUGACAUAAAUAUUUAUUCCUCUCUCUGUGACUUUAUUUUACAUAUCGGAUAAUGUAACUAAAAAGGCUAUCGAAACGGAAUUAACAUCUAUUUCACUUCCAAUUGUCAAACGGGUAUGAGUACACCUCAAGAAUUGAUUCAAUUGCUAACAAGUUUGAAAACUGUCAAAUUCAUCCCACGCUCUGAGUUUCGAAAGACCAUUUGCUUGGUUGACAAAAUUUUAGAGACUGUCUUCAAAAUUGAAGUAGCAAAAACUGAACUGAGUGCGAGAGAAAGAAAUAUUAUCGGACCAUUGAUUGCUGAUUCACUAAAUGUCAUUGGUGCAUGGGUGUCAUGUAGUGUAGAUCAGAUUGACGAGGCCCAUAUAGAAAAUUAUAAAAUAACGAGAUCUGGGUUAGAGUUUAUUUUUGAGAAAUAUCAAGAGUUACCAGACGGUAAAGGGAACUUUUUGGGUGCUGCGCUUCAAAAUUUCAAACUCGCAGAAGACGUAGAAGGUUGGGACCAACAGUUCAAGAACGUGAACAGUUCUUUCGAUCCUAAUGUGUUUUAUAAGACAUCGGAUGAACCAACUCUAACCGAUCAAGAGAGAAAGCAAGUUCCAGCGAGUCACUGGUGGUGGAGUAGCUAGGGCCAAAAGCAAUCGGAAGACUAAAAUAGCCAUCCAGAUAUCAGUUAGACAGUAAAGAUUGAGAAUAGAGAUUUACACAGUAUAAGCAAAGGUUACAAACACUGGUGAAUCGUAUAUUUUGUCUGCUGAUCUUUCAAAACAGUUGGCUUUGUGUCAAUCGAGUGGUAGUUCGUAAUAAACUUUUGUAGUCAUUGUGAAAGUGUCGUUUAGAUACCAUGUCAGAUUGGGGUGCACCAGAUGUCCAAGCAUGGAAGGAAGAAGCACGCGCGUUGCAACAAAAUAUGUUUCUUCGUUUGGGAGAUAGACAUUGGGACGAGUGGGACAAGACAGACGAAACAGUUCUUCAACGUAAAGUUGGAUUUGGUCUAUACGGUCAACCAGAAAAUCUUCCAGAUGGAAAUAACUUAGGGUACAACCCAGAACAGUUUAAAAAUAUAAAACGCAUUGCCGAUACUAUUUUGGAAUAUUCUAACAGCAGCAGAAUCAUUCGAUUUUACUGUAUUUUCGUGUUUGGGAAAAUUUGGGAGAAACGGUUUAACAUUCCCGUGUUUAAGGUAAAAGGAAAACAAAACCAGACCUUGUUCGUGGAUUCAGAUUGUCGUGUCUAUGAAAGCUGGCGAAAUUAUUUGGAUUCAAACCGUUUACCUAAAUGUAUGUAUUGCUAUCCGCGUGAUGGCUUGUAUCUAGGAUACAAUGGUCAAGUUCUAGUUGACUUUGGUACAUCUCCUGAAUGUGAUCUAAAAAAUAGAAUUUGGUCUUUUUUUAAUGGUGCAGCGACUGUAGUGAGUUUUGCUUCAACUACAGUCAUGGUAGCUUCUUUAUUAACUGUACCGAUAGCUGCCCCACUUCUUGUUGCUGUACAAGUAACUUCAACAGGUACUGGGGUCUAUCUUGCCGCACAAAAUGUUGUGAAUCUAGUAGAUCGUCAUAAUCAUGGUCAAAGUAUUAGCUUAAGUGAUUCAGAAUCAAGGAUGGCUUGGCUUGGAAUUGUGGGUAGUGCUUUAGGCAUGGCCCAAAGCAGUAUGUGUACCACUAUUACCCGAUCAGCUGCAGCCGGAAACGUAGCAGCCAAAGCAUUGUGUGUCACAUAUAAUGUCGUCACUGUGGGUAGUUUAACUGUUAAUGGUCUGGGGACUUUGAAUGGUUUCAUUGUAUUAGUUGAUAAAGCAGAUAAAGGUGAACUAACAUCUCUUGAUGUUUUCCAAUUUUCUGCAUCUUUCCUUUUCUUUUCGAAUAGUCUUCUGAAUGCAGAUACUGCGAAAGGAAUCAUAAAGAACACCCAAAAACAAGUACUAAACCAAUAUUGUGAUAAUCUAACACCGAAGCAGAUAGAGGAACUUUUCAAGCUCUCUGAUCAAGUCCAGGGAAAAUCCCAGUUGCAUAAAAACGCCAGUAAAAUCAAGGCAGUUAAUCAUAUUGGGGAUAAACAAGCUUUUUUUGAAAGUCUUGUGACCGCUAGAAGUGAUCUUGAAGGACACCAGGUACAAUUUUCCUUUGAAGAACUUGGUCUUAUUAAUAUUGACAAUGAGCUUCACAUCGCUCCUAAUAAACUCGUUCAAAUCUCAGACAUGGAUCGUCGGGCAAUUCUUGACGCCUCUCACAAACUUAAAAACUCCGCUAUGACCGAUGCUGCGUACUGGAAAAGUAUUGAAAAAGUUUUGCAAAAGAAUCGCGUUAAAAUGCAAUACCAGAGGCGCGAGGCUAUAGCGCAAUUGAAAAGAGCAUUUCAAACGGACAACCUGGAAACUGUAAAAAUCGGAAAAGAGAAUAUUUUUAAAAAUAUGAAGCCGUCUGAAUUGGACAGAUUGGCUAAUGUGAUGACAAGUUCUGGUAAAAAUUAUGAUCCUAAAGUCUUAGAAAUAGCAAACGAGUUUGCCAAAAUGCGUCAUUGCAAGACUCCGGGUGAUUAUAGUAAUUAUGUAGAGUUUGCAUCGAAGUAUUUGAAUGAUUUGAAAGUCCACAAAGAAGCAAAUUACCAGAAAGCUUUCGAUGAAGCAACAAUUAAUGGACCCGUAAACAGAAACGUAUUUGCAAAAUAUAGAAUUCAGGGUAAAAGAUCAGAGCAUUUUAGAAACGAAGUUUUCAAUGAGUUCAAAACUAACCGCGAGAACAGUUUCAAAGCUCUUGAUGAGGUGUACACUAACUUGAAGAGCACUGUUCUACCAGUUAAUGCAAAAGCAGUUCCCAAAUUUGCGUCCGAAUCAGCAGCCAUUUACCAUGUCUUCAAACACUCUGAAUUUGGUGAUAAGUUGUUGACACCAGAGCAAUACUUUGACAUUGCAUCGAAUCUUGUUAACGAACCCGUAAAUCAACAAUCAGCUACGCUGAAUCAACAAGGGAAUAUAUCAAUGGUCGUAUUUACUAACCCUAUCAAUGGUGCUAAAGGAGUAGUAUACGAGAAAUUAGCAGAUGGGACUCAGUCACUGGCAACACUUUUCUUCGACUAUAAAGUUUAAAAUCAAUAUAAUUUAUAAAAGAUGUUGGCAUAAGGAAAUUUAUGUUUUACACCUGCAUACGUCAUCGCCAUAAAUUGACUGAAAUUUGGUUUAGUUAAGAAAUUUAUUUUGUAUUUGCUGUAAGCAAUUUCUAAUGCAUAUAUAAAUAUAAUUUUCCUUAGUAUGACAAAUAUUUA